Molecule: messenger RNA, 1550 nt
Organism: Boleophthalmus pectinirostris (great blue-spotted mudskipper)
Lineage: Eukaryota; Metazoa; Chordata; Actinopteri; Gobiiformes; Gobiidae
Gene: p2ry2.1
Product: purinergic receptor P2Y2, tandem duplicate 1
Exons: 5
Coding region: 127-1158 (343 amino acids)
Biological process (GO): G protein-coupled receptor signaling pathway
Cellular component (GO): plasma membrane
Molecular function (GO): G protein-coupled UTP receptor activity; A1 adenosine receptor binding
Source: RefSeq, a predicted model, not a curated record
ACCACUUUUAGCCAUAACAAUAUGCUUGCUCUGCACAAGAAUGAGGACACUUUGACGCUGCUAACUCUUACACCCUGGAAAAUAAGUAUUUUUGAGAUCAUUUCUUAAUGUGUUUCCAUAACCACAAUGAGCAGAUCAGACAACUUUACAUAUCCAAAUACCUCCAGUGGAUACUUAUGCGAAUUCCAAGAGGAUUUCAAGUACAUCCUCCUGCCUGUCAGCUACGCUUUGGUGUUUGUGAUUGGACUGGCCCUCAAUGCCACUGCUCUGUACGUGAUCAUCUUUCGUACUAAACACUGGAAGCCGUCCACCAUCUAUAUGCUGAACCUGACAGUAUGUGACACUCUCUACAUCUUCACUCUGCCAUUCCUUAUCUACUACUAUGCAGAUGAGAACGACUGGCCCUUCAGUGAACCCUUCUGCAAGAUUAUUCGCUUCCUGUUUUACGCCAACUUAUAUGGUUCUAUAUUGUUCUUGUGCUGUAUAAGCCUUCAUCGAUUCCUUGGCAUCUGCUACCCUGUGCGCUCUCUGAACUGGGUCAGCCCACGUCGGGCCAAGCUGGUGUCUGUGGCAGUGUGGGCUUGUGUUUUACUCUGUCAAGCCCCCAUUCUCUACUUCUCCAGGACUCGGGAUGUAGACAAGGAGAGAGUGUGCUAUGACACCACCAGUCCAGAGCUCUUCGAUGAUUUCCUGGUGUACAGCUCUGUGGUGUCUGUCUUCAUGUUUGCCCUGCCCUUCAUGGUGCUCAUGGUGUGCUAUGGGCUCAUGGUCAGGAAGCUGCUGGAGCCCGGCUGGGCAGCUGAGGUCAGACCAGGCCUAAGAGGAGGUCUGGGGACCCAGAACUACAAGCAGAAAUCAGUCAAGAUGAUCAUUAUUGUCCUGGCAACAUUUAUGCUGUGCUUUCUGCCCUUUCAUCUGACCAGAAGUCUGUACUACUCAUUCAGAUAUCUACAACAAAUCAACCCAGCACAUGUCAGCUGCAGUCUGCUGGAAGCCUCCAGUGUGGCCUACAAAGUGACGAGACCGUUUGCCAGCGCUAACAGUUGCAUUGACCCCAUCCUGUACUUCCUGGCGGGACAGGGCGUCAGGAAUACCCUCACCAAGAAGAAAAGAACUGGGUCAAAAUGUAUACAACAGUGUGACACUACCAAAUUAUAAAUAAAUGAAUAUAUUAUGUCUUUAUAUUUAACUAACAUUAACAGCUUGGAUCUGCCCCAAAAUUUUGCUAAAGGCAUAUUUGUAAAUUAUUUGUCAGGCUUAUUUCAUUUAAAUUACUAGGAUAUACAAAAAAUAAUAUACUGUUUAUUCUGAAGUAAAAAUUAAGUGCUGCAGGUACAGUUAUGGCUGAAAGGUGAACGCACAAUUUGUUUAGAAAUUUCAAAGUGUUCAAGUUAUAAUUAUACAGGCCCGAUAAAAUUUGAAGGAGACAGAUAAUUUAUCUUGUAUAUGUGUUUGUUGUACUUUGGAUUUAUAAUACAAAGAAACCUUUAUAUAAUGCAAAUUGUAGACACUAUAAUAAAUAUUCCAUAAUGGUAUGGUAUUAUAUGUUA